This is a messenger RNA of Cephus cinctus (wheat stem sawfly), 2063 nucleotides long. RefSeq names its product chymotrypsin-like protease CTRL-1. Lineage: Eukaryota; Metazoa; Arthropoda; Insecta; Hymenoptera; Cephidae. The transcript is spliced from 3 exons. Bases 238 to 1203 code for a protein of 321 amino acids. Gene Ontology annotation, biological process: proteolysis. The record is from RefSeq and is a predicted model, not a curated record. Gene Ontology annotation, molecular function: serine-type endopeptidase activity.
CUUAACCGUUACAAUCUUAAGUGAAAGAGAAUUUUCCAUAUAUAACAGUACCUGCCUAAACCAAUGUUAUUGUUCCAUACCAUUACAAGCAAAACGUCAUGUAAUUAUGAACGGCAACGGGGAUUUGAUCAUUGUCAUUAAUAAUGGGCAAAUGCGGUCCUUUUUUUUGGAACCAACAAGACGCCCAGAAGGGCUGUAUAAAUAGCAAAGUUCUGGAAUGUCCGCCCUCAUUCAAUCAUGGAAUUUGCAAGUGUAAGAAUCUAUCUCGUCGUAUUCGCCAUAAGCGUAGCAUGUCAGGGAGUCGCUACUACGCCUUUCCUGAAUAAACUGGAAAAACAGAACAUACAGAAUAUAGUGAAUAAUUCAUUGGAUCCGGCUAAGGAAACAGAUUUUAAAGUACAAAAAAGGCCCAGCAAAGAAUUGCAUCGUACAAAGCAGACAUUAUCCUACGAAUUGAAAACGAAAUAUGCGGUGGACAAGGUGGUAGGGGGUACCUUGGCUCAAGAAGGGCAAUUCCCGUGGAUGGCUGUGAUACAUCAGCUCCUGGGUGCUGGCAGGAUCUCAAUGUGUGGUGGAACAAUAAUCUCAAUACGGUGGAUCCUUACGGCUGGACAUUGCAUUGCUAAUGGUCCUACCAAUUUCAACGUCAUUCUGGGUAUCGUCGACAAGUCUGGAAUUGGGUACGAUUACAACGAGGGUGCUGGUUUGUCUAUGUACACUACUCAAGGUGCACUGCACCCUCAGUACGGAAUGGGUGUCAACGAUAUCGCAUUGCUAUAUUUGCCUCAGGAUAUCCCAUUCAACGAAAAAAUACAACCAAUCAGACUUGCUGGACAAGCGAAAGCUCAACAAACCUUUGAAGGAAGUACUGCGUACGUCUUCGGGUGGGGUUUGGAUGGCACUGGUUAUACGGAAAAUCAAAAACAUUUAAAAUACGGAGCACUGCCGAUUAUUUCUAACGCUCAGUGCAUGCAAUUCUGGAGUAUCAAUGAUGGAAAUAUUUGCACUGCACCAUCAACUGGCUCAGAUGCUUGUCAGGGCGACAGCGGCGGCCCUCUUAUAGUAUGGGAACAAAAUCAACCACUCCAAAUCGGAAUAGUGAGCUUCGGAGACACGGAUUGUCCAAGUCGUCGUCCCGGUGUGUUUACAAAAGUGGCAGCUUUCAGCAACUGGAUUGCCCAGGUUACCGGGAUUCAGUACUAAAUGAAACGUUUGAAGACGACGGCAAAACGAUAAGUGUGUAAUACUCAUCAAAUUUAUAAGUAAUAACAUAACUUUAAGUAUCGAUUUUGCCAUUCACGAUUAUUUUUUAACUUCUAUUUAACCUGGCAUUUAACCUAUAAAGGGUCGGAAAGCCAAUAUAUCGGGUCGACCCAUAAUGGGAACCUCAUAUAUAGUAAAUUCAUGAUAAAAGACACAAGUUGAGGUUAUUUUCAAAACAAAUUCUAUGAUCUCAAAUCUCGACCCUCUAAAGGUUAAUCGGCAGUCGUGCUGGCCCCAAUCGUGCGAAACAAUUGAAGGCCGCAGAUUGCGGAACGUUUGGGAAACGUUGAUUCUCGACUGAUUGGUUAAACUAUGAAUCCAUUAACCACAGCAAUUAACCAUGUGUUUAAGUGGAGCAUAUAAGAUUUAUAUAGAAAUGGUGCAAUCUGCUCUACCAAGAUAAGACCAUGUAGUUUACGAAUAGAUUGUCUAAAUAUAAGAAAUGUACAGCAGAUGAUAUUUAGUCAUAAUAAAUUAUAAUAUUCUGAAUAAUUAUAAAUAGCCAUCUCUAUUUUUCCCGUUUUACGUACAAUAAGGAAAACUGCAAGUAAAACAAAGAGAGUAUCGGGAUUCCCAUCAACCUUAUAAAAUUUUCUGAUGCGUAUAUUCAGUGGCGCCUCUCUCCUGUUUACUAACCAUUUCGUAUGCCAUUUUAAUUCUCUUUUUCCGUCCCUACUCGAGAGCGUUGUAGUCCUUUUAAGUUGAAAGGCAAUGCGCACCACGUCGAUCUACAUACACAAAUCGACUAAUGCAACAUGUCACGACGUAAAAAUUACUUAUCCUUGACUGGGGUCGAUGUA